AUGAGCCCACCCCCGACAGUCCUCCAGGCGGAGAGCUCUACACCCAGAACCUUCCGGUCUCACUUCCAGCGUCUGCUCAGCCACAUGCCGCCACCCGACGCAGAGUUCUGGAAGGAUCUCGACUCCGGAGUUUUUCUCUGGCCUGUUGUGGACGUUCCGCUGCCCGAGAAACCGACGCUCCUGGCUCGGGAGCUUCUGCUGUGGACAGCCCGAGACGACCGGUAUCUUCCGUCAGUCCAGCCCGUCGAAGGGUUGUCCGCUACUUUGCACCCGCCGCCAGGCUUCGCGUACAACCUUCACGGAUGCCAGGCAUGGGACAAGGAUUCCACACCGACAGAGACGGGCAGCCGGGUCAUCACCUAUCUGCUCAGCGAGACUCCUGUGACCUUCCGCAGCGCCGAUGGCAAGCAAUCAUCGAUCGACAGCAAUUCAGUUGUGAAAAGCAGACUUUCCUCCACUGCAGACCUUAUUGGGACCAUGAAGGGCGUUUUUGGCAGGCUCUUGUCAGACCGCGCGAAUCAGGAAAUCCUCGAUCUCCAGGUGCAGACCGAUCCGUUGGCUGCUACCCACUACUACAUCUUCAAGGGCACUGAGAUCCUGGGCGUCAGCACGGACCUCUUGACUCGGAUCUCCGCGACUGGUGCCACCCGACUGAAAAUGGACGUGAUGGUCGUCUGCUGCCAGCCGAGCGUUGUUGAGCGUCUUGGUCCGUAG
Dioszegia hungarica is the source of this 714-nucleotide messenger RNA. RefSeq lists its product as uncharacterized. Lineage: Eukaryota; Fungi; Basidiomycota; Tremellomycetes; Tremellales; Bulleribasidiaceae. The record is from RefSeq and is a predicted model, not a curated record. The transcript has a single exon. Bases 1 to 714 code for a protein of 237 amino acids.